Amphimedon queenslandica is the source of this 690-nucleotide messenger RNA. Its product is annotated as alpha-tectorin-like. Bases 24 to 662 code for a protein of 212 amino acids. Gene Ontology annotation, biological process: cell-matrix adhesion. The record is from RefSeq and is a predicted model, not a curated record. NCBI's taxonomy places the organism in Eukaryota, Metazoa, Porifera, Demospongiae, Haplosclerida, Niphatidae. The transcript has 4 exons.
UUUUGACAUUCCUAUAAAAUAUCAUGUUCUUUUUUAUUUUUAGAGUUGUUUGUUUCCUACAACUUAUUAUCUCUAUUGUUUUUUCUCAGCCUGGCUGCUCCAUUUGUCAGAUGAGUCCUUGUCAGAAUGGAGGUACAUGUAAUUGUACACUUGAUUCAGCUCCUUCUAAUUACACCUGUGACUGUACUGGUACUGGCUAUCAAGGAAUUAAUUGUACAGUUGCUCAACUCCCAUUCAUUCAUCCUCCCAGUUAUAAUUUGCUCAUGAAUCAAGAUGAUGAUUGUGCCAAUGUGACAUUGCCAACCUCAGUUCAGAUUGGACCCUUCUACUACAAAAUAGCUUAUGUUUGUAGCAAUGGUUUAGUCAGUUUUAAUACUUCAUAUGCUUCCUAUACUCCGGAAUUAUUUCCUCUCAGUGUUGAAUUUCCUCCUGUAAUAGCUCCAUAUUGGGAUGACAUUGUACUGGUUGGAUCAAGAGAACUACGUUAUCAAGUUAUCUCUGGGUCUUCUUCUAUUGCUACUCAAGUCAAUAAUUUUUUAACAAGUUACACUGGCAAACCAUUUAACCUUGAUUGGUUACUGUGGGCUUAUUGGUAUAAUGUAUGUCCAUACACAGAUGAUAGCUGCUUGACACAUCAGUCAAACUUCUUCCAGCUUGUAUAGCAGUUCAAGGAGAUGCAACAUAUUCCAU